GGAUGAGCUACAUGAAUUAGUGUGAAUUGCAAAUACACGUAACUUGACACGAGACAUCUUAAAAAAAAAAAAGAAAAAAAAAAAAAACUGUCAGGGAGUGGGCAACUAGGUAAAUUAGCAACUGACAGGUAUUUGAAAGGGCCACACUUGGAGCCUUCGGUCUCUGCAGGGAAUGGUUCUCUCCCUCUCUCACUCUCUCUCAACAGAUCACAUGCCCAUGAAGACUGCUCCAGACCCACCUACAUACUCAUCCAACAUGGAAUGCAAGUACGGAAAAAAGCCCAGAGGAAUUAUCUUCUUGCCAUGAUUCUCCGUUGGGUAUUUGCACCCUAAUCCUCCUGUUGCAGAUCCUCCUGUUGGGUGUGUUCCAUUCUUCUUGUUUCCUUUAAAUGUUGACUAAAAUUCGAAAAUUGGGAAAAAUUGUGGAAAACCCUGAGUAAAUAUGUAUUUUUUUUCUUUGGCUUUAUUUGCAAAAGGGAAUUAUGGUCUAAUUUGCAUUACAAGGAAACCUAAAGAUAUUGUUUUUUAAAGUGUAAUAAUAGCUGGGAUAUGGUGGGUUUUGGAAAGGAAUGUGAGGCUCGUCUCAAUUUUUCUAUCCAAAUUAUGAACAUAUUUUUGCAAGUGAACAAAAAUAAAACUAUCGUUGAAAAAAUGUUUCCAGCGUACGACUAUAAACCCACCUAAACAUUAUUGAUUUGGGUUUUAUUUAAAAAAAAAAAAAAAAACAGUUUAGUUUCUGGGCUGUCUACCUCUUGAAUUGGGAAAUAGUUCCUGGAUUAGAGUGUCGACUGCAUUGGGAAGACAAAUUUUAGAACGGUGGAAGAGUGCAAAAUCCCAUUUUAUAGAUGAUGAUUGAGUCUGAAGUUAAAUUGAUUAAGAAGGAAGAUGAUUUGAUUGAGGUCUAGGAAGUAUAAAGACACCCAAUUGAGUGAUUUGAGGAUAGAGGGCAAAAAUGGCUGCAAAAUAUUUAUAUCCAUGGGCAGAUGACAAACCUCAUUUGAAAAAGCAAAUAGGAUGCUUGACUGGUAUCUUCCAGCUCUUGGAUCGUCAACACCUCCUCACCGGAAGGCACACCAGUGGCCAAAGCCCCAAGAGGCUCCCUUCUGGUUGUUCCCACUUCAACAAUGGCACUUUUGAGGAAGAGAACAUAUGCCAUUGGUCAGCAGUAGAGGAAAAGAGUUCAACAAAAACUGUAAAAGAGAAACAUAGAGUUUCCAUGGAAUCAUCCCAAGCAUCUUUCUCAUCUUACUCUCGAUCAUCAUUCUUCUCUUCUCCUGACUCUAAUGGGACAGCUCAACCACCACCCCUGUUCUUCGACCAAUCAAAUUCCUCGUCACAGUUUGGGAGACAAUCCCGUGAUCUUCCGAAUAAAGUUAAGGGCUCCAUGUACAGAAAAGAUUGGAGGCUACCUGUUAGAACUUCAACCAAAGAGGAAACAGCAGAAAGUGCAGUUCUGAAGCAUGAAAAUUCUCUGAGGCCUCUACAGUUGUCCAAAUCCGUUAAUGGAUCUUUCAGUGUUGAAUUUCAAGAAGCAAGUUCAAGAACAUCUUGCAGAUCGAAAGAUGGGUCUUUGUUUUCAGUUCAAAGAGAUGCUCAUAGGUUAUCUUACGACGGAAGCGACUUAAGCCGUUUAUCGUUUGAAUCACGAGAUUCAUUCAAAUCGACUCCAAAGCUUAAAGAACAUCCAAGACUUUCAUUGGACAGUAGAGUGGGUUCAGUGUCAAGUCCAAAAUAUGAUUCUAAAUCAGAAUUUGUCAUCAAAAAGUCGCUGAGGGAUGGUGAAACACGACCUCCUAAUGUUGUAGCAAAGCUGAUGGGAUUGGAGACACUGCCAGAUUCUGCCUUGGCAAGUGAUUCUCAUUUGGAGUUUCUCAAAACUUGCCAAGUUGAGCAUUGUGAUCCCUUUCCAAGGUCAUUAAAACCAACUGAUCCAUGUCUGUCAAUUCGGACAUCAACUUCUUUAAGGAACUCGUGGAAGGAAUUGGGUUCACGGAAUAAUCCCGAAUCAGUCAAGAAACUUAUUUCAAGGUUACCAAUUGAACCAGCACCGUGGAAGCUGCUAGGUGGGAGUUCUCAGAAGCUGGAUGUCAAGCAUCUAAAAAAAUUGGGAAGAGCAACUCCCUCCUUCCCUUCUGCUUACAUUGAGUUUGAGAAAAGAUUGAAGGAUCUUGAAUUAUCUCAAUCUGGAAAGGAUCUUAGAGCUCUUAAACAGCUAAUCGAUGCAAUGCGAGCAAAGGGGCUCCUAGAUAACAGAAGAGAGGAACAAGAUCUGAAUUUUGCUAAUCAGCAAGACUAUGAGCCACAAUAUAGGAGUCCACAUCUCAGUGCUGGAUCGGUAAACAAACAAAAGCUGCAUAGCGACUGUGUACAUAGUUUCACAAAUAAAGGAGGCAAUUCUUUGAGGACUUUUGAGUCCAAAAUUGUGAUCAUGAAACCAGCAAAACUUGUUGAAAAAUCUGAUAUUCUCGCUUCUUCAGUAACCCCAGUGGAUUGCUUGUCAAGUCUCCCUAAACUUCAAGGUGAAUAUGGAGAUAGCAGAAAGAGUACACUCAAUGAUCGAUCAUCCAAAAAGAAGAUUCAGAAAAAUGGAAAUGCUGUCCGUUCCAGCUAUAAUAACAAAACAAAAUUCACCUCAACGUCAUCUCCACAGUUACCGAAGGAGAACACUAUAGGCUUGGUGAAGAGCUCAGGAUCGGUGAGCCCAAGAUUGCAACAGAAGAAGCUUGAGUUGGACAACCGAUGUCGGCCACCCAUCUCUCCUGAUUCCAGCAAAUCAAGAAGGCAACCUAACAACCAGCUACCGGAGUUAGGUUCCCCGGGUGGGAAACGAAGACCAAAAUCUGCAAAUUUACCGCGAAUAGACGACCAAUCCAGUGAUAUCAGUACUGCAACUAGGAAUUUAAGUUACCAACAGGAUGACUGUUAUAUGCGGUCAGAGGGAAACGUCGUCAUGGAUUCAGUGAUAGAUACAGAUGUCCCAAAUCUGGAUCGCUGUGCUGAGAGCAAUGGAAGCCAGAGUCCAUCCAUGAAGAAUGCAAAAUACUUGGCUUCUCGCUUAGUUAAAAAGAAAUUAGGUCCUACGUUGAGCGAGGAUGGAUGUUUGGCAGAAUUUGCAUCAGUUGCCUUGGUGCAUCCUAGUCCAGUUUCUGUUCUUGAAUACCCAAUGUACAAGGAUGAUGCUCUAUCUCCUGUGAAACAGAUGCCAGAUGUACUCAAAGGUGAUGGAACUAUGAAUUCUAACAGCAAUUCCAGUAGAAAGCAACCAGACUCAGCAGAGAACCUUGUGACUUAUCAUACUGGUUAUAGUCAUAACUCACAGAUCACCCACAAGAAAUUAGAAAGCAUCGAGCACUUGGUGAAGAAGCUAAGACAACUGAACUCAACCCACGAUGAAACCCAAACAGAUUACAUUGCGUCUCUCUGUGAGACCUCAAACCCAGACCACCGAUACAUAUCUGAGAUUUUAGUAGCCUCAGGUUUCCUCCUGAGGGACCUCAACUCCACCUUGACAAACUUUCAGCUCCACCCGCCUGGCCUCCCAAUCAACCCACAGUUUUUCUUGGUUUUGGAACAGAUCAAGUCAAGCACUCUACAUGGGCAAGAGUGUAGCAUUAAAAAGCUUGAAAAAGACAAGUUUCACCGGAAGCUCAUAUUUGAUGCUGUUAAUGAGAUUUUAGUUGGGAAGUUGACUUCGGUGGGGCAUUCCCAUGAACCAUGGUUGAGGCCUGAGAAACAGGCUAGGAAGUAUCUGAAUGCACAAAAGCUCUUAAGAGAUCUGUGUUCGGAAAUGGAACAGCUUCAAGCCAAGAAAUCCGGUUGUGGGUUUGAAGAAAAUGAGGAGGAUAGUUUGAAAAGCAUCUUGUGUGAAGAUUUGGUGCAUCCUGCCGAGAUUUGGACAAAUUUUUGCGGUGAGAUUUCUGGAACGGUUUUGGAUGUUGAGCGACUGAUCUUUAAAGCUUUAGUUGACGAGAUUGUUCAUGGUGAGGCAGUUGGUUUGCGAAUCAAGCUGGGAAGGUGCUGCAGGCAGCUUUCUGCGUAAUUUAUUUCCGUCUAUUCUCUCUUUUAUUUUCACUUUCUUUUUGUCUUUCCUUUCCUAUUUGUUACUAAUUUGUAUAUUCUUGUUAUUUUCGCAUCAUUCCUCCAUAUAUAAGCACCCAUGAUUUUUGUUUGAUGAGAAUUUCGUGGCUGAAUUGUAAAGAAAACCCCUUGGUGGGUGUGUUUGGAUACGUAAUAUUUAUAAGAAUCCAAUAAUGAGAGGCUUCUUUC
Molecule: messenger RNA, 4266 nt
Organism: Rhododendron vialii
Lineage: Eukaryota; Viridiplantae; Streptophyta; Magnoliopsida; Ericales; Ericaceae
Product: protein LONGIFOLIA 2-like
Exons: 6
Coding region: 953-4039 (1028 amino acids)
Biological process (GO): regulation of monopolar cell growth
Source: RefSeq, a predicted model, not a curated record